AUGAAGGUGUGGCGCCUCCACUUGUCCAUUCAUUUCUUCUUCCCCUCUCUGUCACUAGCUCUUCCACUCCUUAUUAUUUAUUUCCCUUCCUAUCUCUCUCUUCUCUCUCUCUCACACACUCUCUCUCUCUUUCUUUAUUUCUUUAUUUUUUUUCUUUCUCUCUGUUCUCUACUUUCUCUCCCUCUCUUUCUUUCUUUCUUUCUUUCUUUCUUUCUUUCUUUCUUUCUUUCUUUCAGUCUUUUUCUUUUUUUUCUUUCAUUUUACGUUCCUUCUUUCUUUCUUUCUUUCUUUCUUUCUUACUUUUCUUUCUUUCAUUCUCUUUCCUUUCUUUCUUUCUUUCUUUCUUUUAUUUCUUUCAUUCUCUUUCCUUUCUUUCUUUCUUUCGCUUUCUCUCUUUUCCUUUCUUUCUUUCAUUUUCCUUCAUUCUUUCUUUCUUUCUUUUCUUCUUUUAUUUCUUUCUUUCUUUCUUUCUUUCUUUCGCUUUCUCUCUUUUUCUUUUCUUUCUUUCAUUUUCCUUUCCUUCUUUCGUUCUUUCUUUCUUUUAUUUCUUUCUUCCUUUCUUUCUUUCGCUUUCUCUCGUUUUCUUUUCUUUCUUUCAUUUUACUUUCCUUCUUUCUUUCUUUCCUUCUUUCUUUUCUUAUUUUAUUUCUUUCAUUCUCUUUCCUUUCUUUCUGUCUCUUUCUUUCUUUCUUUCUUUCUUUCUUUCUUUCUUUCGCUUUCUCUCGUUUUCUUUUCUUUCUUUCCUUUUUCUGCUAUUUCUUUCACUCUUUCUCUCCCUCUUUCUCCCUUUCUCUCUCUUUCUUUAUUAUUCCUUUUCUCUCAUUAACUCACUCUUUCUUUCUCUCAUUCACUCUUUCUCUUUUUCUAUCUUUCCUUCUUUUUAUCUUUUUCUCCUUCUAUGUAUUUCUCUAUGUAUUGCUUUUAUCUUUCAUUAUUUAUCUCCCUCUCCCCCCUCUCCCCCCUCUCUCUCCCUCUCUUUCUCUCUCUCUCUCUUCAUUUUUUAUUCAUUCUUUCUUUUUUCUCUUUAUCUCUCUCCUUCUUUCUUUCUCUCUGCCCGUUUCUUUCUCCCCCUUUCUUUUUUUCUUUCGCUUUUCUCUUUUUCUUCUUUUCUUUCUUUCUGAUUUCUUUUCUUUUAUUCUUUUUUCUUUCUUUCUUUCUUUAUCUUUCUUUCUUUUUAGUUUUUUCUUCUUCUUCUAUUUCUCUCUUACUCUCCCCCUUUCUCGCUUUCUCACUCUCUCUCUAUUUUCCUCUUUCUCUCUCUUAACCCUUUCUCUCUUGCUCUUCCCUUUUCGUAUUCAUUCUUUCUUUCUCUCCUUCUCUUUCCCUUUUUCUCUUCCUCUCUUUCAUUUUCUCUCUCUCUCUUUCUUUUUCUUUUCUUUCUUUCACUCUCUACUUGUUUCUCUUUAUUUAUCGAUUUCUCUCUAUAUUUCUUUCUUUCUAUUUGUUUCUCUCUGUUUCUUUCUCUCUCUCCUUCUUCUCUUCUUUUUUUAA
This is a messenger RNA of Acanthosepion pharaonis, 1491 nucleotides long. Lineage: Eukaryota; Metazoa; Mollusca; Cephalopoda; Sepiida; Sepiidae. The record is from the annotation of a GenBank genome assembly.